Molecule: messenger RNA, 1416 nt
Organism: Pyrgilauda ruficollis (rufous-necked snowfinch)
Lineage: Eukaryota; Metazoa; Chordata; Aves; Passeriformes; Passeridae
Gene: RCL1
Product: RNA terminal phosphate cyclase like 1
Exons: 9
Coding region: 16-1257 (413 amino acids)
Biological process (GO): ribosome biogenesis; endonucleolytic cleavage of tricistronic rRNA transcript (SSU-rRNA, 5.8S rRNA, LSU-rRNA)
Cellular component (GO): nucleolus
Molecular function (GO): RNA endonuclease activity
Source: RefSeq, a predicted model, not a curated record
GCCGGCUGCCGGCGGAUGCGAAGCCCGGGGGCGGUGCGAGCCCUCCCAGCGCCCGCCCGCCCCCUGCCCUUUGCCCUCGCCGGUGUCCCAGCGCUUCCUGUUCCCAACCACGUGGGCAGCGGGAUGGCGGGCGGCGUGGCGGGCGAGGUGCAGUGCCUCAGCUACACGGGAUGCAACUUCCUGCGGCAGCGCCUGGUGCUGGCCACGCUCAGCGGGCGCCCGCUGAAGAUCCGCAAGAUCCGUGCCAAGGAGGAGGAUCCCGGCCUCCGCGAUUUUGAAGCAAGUUUUAUUCGCCUGAUUGACAAAGUGACCAAUGGCUCACGGAUUGAAAUAAACCAAACAGGUACUACCUUGUAUUAUCAGCCUGGUCUUCUGUACGGGGGCUCAUUGGAACAUGACUGCAGCCCCAGCCGUGGUAUUGGCUACUACUUGGAAAGUCUGCUCUGCUUGGCACCUUUCAUGAAGCAUCCCUUGAGGAUUGUCUUGAGGGGAGUAACAAAUGAUCAGGUAGAUCCUUCGGUUGAUGUCCUUAAGGCAACAGCUCUACCCCUUCUGAGGAAGUUUGGAAUUGAUGGUGAAAGUCUGGAAAUCAAGAUCAACCGAAGAGGAAUGCCUCCCAAAGGGGGUGGAGAGAUACUGUUUUCUUGCCCAGUGAGAAAGGUCUUGCAGCCUGUUCAGUUCACAGACCCUGGAAAAAUCAAGCGCAUCAGAGGAACUGCAUACUCUGUCCGAGUGUCACCACAGAUGGCAAACAGAAUGGUGGAAUCUGCAAGGGGCAUCCUGAAUAAAUUCCUCCCAGACAUCUAUAUCUACACAGACCAUAUGAAGGGGGUCAGCUCUGGAAAAUCACCAGGUUUUGGCAUGUGCCUUACUGCAGAAACCAUCAAUGGCACUAUUCUCAGUGCCGAGCUAGCCUCAAACCCUCAGGGCCAGGGAGCAGCUAUACUUCCUGAGGAACUGGGCCAGAAUUGUGCUAAGCUGCUGCUUGAGGAGGUCUACAGAGGAGGCUGUGUGGAUUCAACAAAUCAGAGCCUUGCUCUGCUCCUUAUGACCCUUGGACAGCGGGACGUUUCCAAAGUCCUGUUGGGACCUCUGUCUCCAUACACAAUUGAGUUUCUGCGACACCUCAGAAGCUUCUUCCAGAUCAUGUUUAAAAUUGAAACAAAGACCUCUGAGGAAGAGCACAUGGGCGGGGAGAAAGUCUUAAUGACAUGUGUUGGCAUUGGAUUUUGCAACCUCAGUAAAACUAUAAGAUAAAAAACAUCUACAGACUCCAUGAAAGACAGACAAUGCUGCAAAGAUCUAAUAAACCGUUCCUGUCUCUGUACUUACUCUGGCGUAGGGAGACCUGUGAUGAUUCCAGUGCGGGAUUACCCAAACUCACUGCAUGUAAACAAUAAAGCUGACUUCAGACUA